CGCGGACAGGUGAAACGCACGAGCCUCAAAGUCCGCAGAGGAGCCACGGGAGGCAGACGGGAGGCUUCAGGUCCGGAGCGGAAAUCACCGGGAAAUCAAAGUGCUGUGUUUUGGUUUGUGGACUCAUCGCCCCCCUCCUCCUCCUCCUCCUCCUCUUCCUCCUCUCCCUCCCUCCUCCUGCUGCCGCGAUUGAUCAGCGAUCGAUUAUCAGCUGUUUUUCACGGCCCGACGCUCGUUGAUUACAGCCGAACCGGGAGGGAAGGAAGGCGAAGAAGGAAGAGAAGGAAGGAAAAGUAGGCAAGCGGAUUUCUGACGUUUUGGGAAGAAGGAGAAAAAGAAGAAGAAGAAGAAGGAGAGAGAGAGAGAGAGAGAGAGAGAGAGAGAGAGAGAGAGAGAGAGAGAGAGAGAGAGAGAGAGAGACCCAGCGCAUCCGAACAGCGAGGACUUCACCUCAGCACAGCGGGAGAUGGAGAGCAAAGACAAGGCGGUGUUAGAGCCGCAGCUGAAGGGCAUCGUGACGCGUCUGUUCAGCGAGCAGGGUUUCUACCUGCAGAUGCAGCCGGAUGGAACCAUCAACGGCAACAAGGACGAGAACAGCGACUACACUCUGUUUAAUCUGAUCCCGGUCGGUCUGCGGGUUGUGGCGAUCCAGGGAGUGAAGGCUGGACUGUACGUCGCCAUGAACGGAGAGGGAUUCCUCUACACAUCAGAUAUCUUCACAGCAGAGUGUAAGUUUAAGGAGUCGGUGUUCGAGAACUACUACGUCAUCUACUCGUCCACGCUGUACCGGCAGCACGAGUCGGGCCGCGCCUGGUUCCUCGGCCUCAACAAGGACGGAGUCAUCAUGAAGGGAAACCGGGUGAAGAAAACCAAACCCAGCGCACACUUUGUCCCCAGACCCAUCGAGGUGUGUAUGUACAAGGAGCCGUCGCUGCAUGAGAUCGAGGAGAAGACGAGGAAAGACUCAGGGAGCCUGAUGCUGAACGGAGGGGAGAAGGUGGGAGACGAGGAGGAGCAGCAGGAGGACUGUACAGAGCAGGACGGCUCGUAGCUGCAGCGCCCCCUGCUGCCCAUAACAGCCACAACAACAACAACAACAACAGCCACAACAACCACAACAACAACCGUGACGACGACAACGAUGUCAGCGACAACA
This is a messenger RNA of Myripristis murdjan (pinecone soldierfish), 1156 nucleotides long. Its product is annotated as fibroblast growth factor 12-like. NCBI's taxonomy places the organism in Eukaryota, Metazoa, Chordata, Actinopteri, Holocentriformes, Holocentridae. Gene Ontology annotation, molecular function: growth factor activity. Bases 467 to 1051 code for a protein of 194 amino acids. The transcript is spliced from 5 exons. The record is from RefSeq and is a predicted model, not a curated record.